Messenger RNA from Mucor mucedo, 949 nucleotides. RefSeq lists its product as uncharacterized. The transcript is spliced from 2 exons. Bases 49 to 876 code for a protein of 275 amino acids. NCBI's taxonomy places the organism in Eukaryota, Fungi, Mucoromycota, Mucoromycetes, Mucorales, Mucoraceae. The record is from RefSeq and is a predicted model, not a curated record.
UCUUUUUUCCUUUUUAUUUUUUUUAGCAAAAUAAGAAAGUGUAGCAUCAUGGCUUCAGAAGAAAACACCAACAACGAAAAUGGAGGUUCCCUUAGAUUAGGUCGCCCAACUACAGGCGCCGAUAUCGGUGAAUUACAGCAAAAAAUCAGCCAAGCUGAACGAGAAUUAAGCCAACUCAAGCUAGAAUUAGACCAAACAAAGCAGCAAGCCAAACAAGCUGAAGUCUACGCUCAAGAAAGCGGUAGAACAAACCGUAAAUUAAAGACCGAGAUUCAAACAUUGACAGACAUGAGUAACCGCAAAGACAGACAAGCUGAAAACUCCAAGGCUACCGCUUUUUUCUUUGAAGGUCAGGUAAAAAAAUACAUGGACGAGAUUGAGACCGCAAGGCAAGGCAUGGGUCAUCUCAAAGAGUUGGACGACCAGCUAAACCAAGCUAAAGCAGAGCAAGCUGAACUCGAAAAAUCCUCAAAAGAAGAAUCCAUUGCUGUGAAAGCAACCAUUAAAACCAUGCAGGAAACACAUAAGGCUAAUAAAGAGAAUAUCAAGUUGGAAAUUGAGAAGGCCUAUACAGAGCUCGAAAAGGCUUCUGCUCAAGCCUUACAACUUCAGCAAGAAGUUCAACAAAAAAUGGAAGCUGAGUUGCAUCCUGGCACAGAUAUUCAAACUUUGGAAAGAGAACAUCGCGCAUUAGAACAGAAACAGAUGGAAGCUGUCAAAAAGGUAUAUCAAGAGGUCGAUCAACUCAGAAACAAAUUAGAGCAAUCUGAGGCAUCUACCCUCUCUCAUGAAGAAAGUAUGGUCGUCGUCAAAGAGGAAAUGGACCGUAUCAUGCGAAGACUUCGUGCCAUUGAUCAAUUAUCUGCAUCAAACUAGUUUUUUUUUUUUUUACUCUCUUCCUUUACCCUUUCCAAAUAAUAUAAUACCAAUAAAAAAACAUUCUAUCCGG